This is a messenger RNA of Paramecium primaurelia, 152 nucleotides long. Lineage: Eukaryota; Ciliophora; Oligohymenophorea; Peniculida; Parameciidae. The record is from the annotation of a GenBank genome assembly.
AGGAUUAUGUUAACCUAGAAAAAGUUUAACCGUUAAUGGCAGAAAUUGAAGAAUAAAAUAGCCCGACAAGAGUUUGACAAAAACAUGAAUAAAUAGUUAGCGAUGAGAGUGGCAUUUGUAGAUUAUUUUAUUUGAACAGUAGAAGCGGGGAA